This is a messenger RNA of Cyprinodon variegatus (sheepshead minnow), 1950 nucleotides long. It is a transcript of the gene snx27a, whose product is annotated as sorting nexin-27-like. The record is from RefSeq and is a predicted model, not a curated record. The transcript is spliced from 13 exons. Gene Ontology annotation, biological process: signal transduction; intracellular protein transport. Gene Ontology annotation, molecular function: phosphatidylinositol-3-phosphate binding; protein binding. Gene Ontology annotation, cellular component: early endosome. NCBI's taxonomy places the organism in Eukaryota, Metazoa, Chordata, Actinopteri, Cyprinodontiformes, Cyprinodontidae. The coding region runs from base 128 to 1813 and encodes 561 amino acids.
ACAGAGUCGGUCUGUUUAGAGCUAACGUAACUGAGAGGGGGACAGAGCUCAACUGUUGUUUUGAAUUUGCUGGAAAUCACCGGCUGCAAACGAGAAGGGGAAUUUUUAGUACCCGUUAAAUAAGAAGAUGGCGGAUGUGGUCGGCGAUGAAAGUCGGCCUGCUCACCCCGCGGCGACCCGCCAGCACGUUCCAGUCGUCGGUUCGUCUGCGGGCCAGAACGCAGCAACGGUAACGUCUGGUCCUCGGGUAGUGCGGAUCGUCAAGUCGGAGUCCGGCUACGGUUUUAACGUUCGCGGUCAGGUCAGCGAGGGAGGCCAGCUCCGGAGCAUCAACGGGGAACUGUACGCUCCGCUUCAGCACGUCAGCGCUGUUCUACCCGGAGGAGCAGCAGACCGAGCGGGGAUAGCGAAGGGUGACAGGAUCCUUGAAGUGAAUGGGGUAAAUGUGGAAGGUGCGACCCAUAAGCAGGUGGUGGACCUGAUCCGUGCUGCAGAGAAGGAGCUGGUUCUGGCCGUGCUGUCCGUUCCUCCUCAGGAAGCCGAUGGGUUAGAAGGCGGCGAGGAUAUCCAGCCUAACUACGACUACAGCGACAAGCAGGCUGUUCCCAUUUCCAUCCCCACAUACAAGCAUGUGGAGCAGCACUCGGAGAGGUUUGUGGUUUACAACGUGUACAUGUCAGGCAGACAGCUGUGCUCAAAACGCUAUAGAGAGUUUGCCAUCCUGCACCAAAACCUGAAGAGGGAAUUCUCCAACUUCAACUUCCCAAAGCUGCCUGGUAAAUGGCCCUUCUCUCUCUCUGAGCAGCAGCUGGACGCUCGUCGUAGAGGUCUAGAGGAGUACCUGGAGCGAGUUUGUUCUGUGCGGGUGAUAGGGGAGAGUGACAUCAUGCAGGAGUUCCUCUCCGAAUCAGACGAGAACUAUAACGGAGUCACAGAUGUUGAGCUGCGGAUAGCGCUGCCUGACAAAACCACCAUAUCCGUCCGAGUGCGUAAAAACAGCACGACUGACCAAGUGUACCAGGCGUUGGUGCUGAAGGUUGGAAUGGACAGCAUCAUGGCCAGCUACUUUGCUCUUUUUGAAGUCAUCAACCAUUCAUUUGUGAGGAAACUUGCCCCAAACGAGUUCCCCCACAAGCUUUAUGUGCAGAACUACACAUCAGCGGUUCCUGGAACAUGCUUAGCACUCCGCAAAUGGUUGUUCAGUAUCCAGGAGGAAGAGUUGCUCAGAGACAACCCCCUGGCCCUUCACUACUGCUUCCACCAGGCUCUUGACGAUGUGAAGAAGGGAUUCAUAAAAACUGAGGACAAAUCCUACCAGCUGCAGAAACUGGCAGAGCAGCGCAAGAUGGCCACAUACCUGAGCCUGCUGCGGACAUGUGAGGGCUAUAAUGAGGUGGUCUUCCCACACUGCUCCUGUGACUCCAGGAGGAAGGGCCAUGUCAUCACAGCUAUCAGCAUCCAUCACUUCAAGCUGCAUGCGUGCACUGAGGACGGCACACUAGAGAACCAGGUAAUAGCUUUUGAGUGGGCAGAGAUGCAGCGAUGGGACACUGAUGAGGAAGGCAUGGCUUUCUGCUUCGAGUAUGCCAGAGGAGAGAAAAAACCUCGCUGGGUUAAGAUCUUCACUCCAUAUUUCAACUACAUGCAUGAAUGCUUUGAGCGCGUCUUUUGUGAGCUGAAGUGGAGGAAGCAGGUGGAGGAAGAGGCCUCUGAUAAAGACAACAAAAACUGUAGCAACAGUGAGUUCCUGCCUCCACUGGAGACGCAACAGAAGGGAUGGCGCCACCUAGGGGGAGAAAUCGCCACGUCCUAAAACAAGGUUAACCUUCACUUGAACUAGAACUGAUUCACUCAUCACAGCCACCCACAGAGAGUGCCCAUUGACUAAAGAGAAGGAGUGAGUCUGAGGCCAUCUCUGCCCCAGAACAGAAGGAAGUCCCUCUUUGGGGG